CGCUCAACUCCGUCUUCUCUGAUGCUUCUUGGGCUCCGCUCCGUCUCCGUCUCUGUCUCCGUCCUGCGCUCCCGAGCCCUAACCCCGCCGCCGCCGCGACGCCUGCAGCGGCCGCGCGCCAUGUCCUCCUCUGCGCCGGAGACGGAGGCGUACAAGUUCGGGCCGUACAAGAUCGACGCGAGGGAGGUGUUUCACGCCACGCCGCUAUCCUACGCCAUGGUCAACCUCCGGCCCCUCCUCCCUGGUCAUGUCCUUGUGUGCCCCAAGCGUGAAGUGAAGCGAUUUGCUGAUCUAAGUUCUAAUGAGACUAGUGAUUUAUGGGUUACUGCAAAGGAAGUUGGUGUACAACUGGAGCAGUAUCACAAAGCUUCUUCGCUUACGUUUGCGAUUCAGGAUGGUCCUCAAGCUGGCCAAACAGUUCCACACGUCCACAUCCAUGUGAUCCCAAGAAAGAAAGGAGAUUUUGAAAAAAACGAUGAAAUAUAUGACGCGAUUGACGUGAAAGAGAAAGAAUUGAAGGAAAAGCUUGACCUGGACAUUGAAAGAAAAGAUAGAACCAUGGAAGAAAUGGGUCAUGAGGCCAGCGAGUACCGUGCUCUUUUCUCUUAGAAGAUGUGGUUCUAGGAAAUUGUUCUCUGAUUUUAACUUUCAGCUUUCCCAGAAACAAACCUUCAGCACUAUCUGUUCUGUACUGUAGCUAUGAAAACAAUUAUUUUCUACUGACUUGGUGAUGUCUGCUCUAAACUGAUGUAGUGGUUUACUUGUGUUCUAUGUAGUAUGGGAUAACAGUUGUUUCUUGGGAGAUACAUUUGUAUCUGUUUCUCAUUUUCUUUAUUUGGAUCUGUUGUGAAA
Brachypodium distachyon (stiff brome) is the source of this 852-nucleotide messenger RNA. RefSeq names its product bifunctional bis(5'-adenosyl)-triphosphatase/adenylylsulfatase FHIT. Gene Ontology annotation, molecular function: catalytic activity. The record is from RefSeq and is a predicted model, not a curated record. The transcript is spliced from 4 exons. Bases 22 to 609 code for a protein of 195 amino acids. Lineage: Eukaryota; Viridiplantae; Streptophyta; Magnoliopsida; Poales; Poaceae.